Messenger RNA from Branchiostoma belcheri (Belcher's lancelet), 872 nucleotides. RefSeq lists its product as uncharacterized. Gene Ontology annotation, cellular component: membrane. Gene Ontology annotation, biological process: cell adhesion; tissue regeneration. Bases 196 to 663 code for a protein of 155 amino acids. The record is from RefSeq and is a predicted model, not a curated record. NCBI's taxonomy places the organism in Eukaryota, Metazoa, Chordata, Leptocardii, Amphioxiformes, Branchiostomatidae. The transcript has 4 exons.
AUAUGAGCCCCGAAGGGCCUUGUACCUGUCAAACCAGUCUGACCGGCUGAGUUCUAAGACAAAUAAAACCUCCUGUUCGAGUGACUCGUGAUCAGCGUACUUCAGCGUCUAUUGCGUGCUGAACCAACUUACGUGUACAUCAUCGUAGUGAGACCACAACUGAUCAUCUGUAUUACCACACAAUAAACAUUCGCGAUGUUUAAGGGUGUAGAAGAGCACAACAGUGACGAGACAACACCUCUUGUUCCGGGUCAGUCGGGCACAAACGAUGUCUCGACAGCGAUUCAGAACAUGAAACGAAACUCACAAACGUACAAGGGACAGAAGACGAUUCACGAGACGGUUCAGAACACAGCUCUGUUCAGCACGAACGUGGCGCAGUUAGUCGCGAUACUGAGGGAAAACCAGGACGUGUCGAGUCUCACCACUAUGCAGAUGGCGCGACUGGUCCUCCUCGGAGCGUCUGUCCUGUUCCAGGUCGUCAUUUACAUACUGCUCCUGCUGCAGGGGAAGACAUUGGUGAAGAAGGAACACGAAUAUACCCUCCCGGGACAGAGACAGGAGGACAAACAGAAGUUGAGGACGAAGAACAAAGCCGCCAUUGUGUUUUCUGUACUCGUGCUGGGCGCAAACUUCGCCCUGACUCAGCUGACUGAGUCGUGAACAUCAAAUACGCUAUCUGUUGUGUAGAUGAGAGACGAGAUGAUGUCUUGUGAUAAUUAAUUAAUGUGUUUACUUCCGGAGAAGGAGAUAUAUUUCUGCGGUGAGACAUUGUUUUGAUUUUUGUUUGUGUUCGCAGCUAGUUGCCACGGAGGGCUCGGCGAAUUUCUUUAAUUUUAGUUAUUGGGGUCCAGAUGAUGUGUUUUUUAAUG